AUGUCAGGUACAAUGUACGACGAGCACGUUUAUGCACCCUCACGGCGCCAUUCAGUUGCUACUCCUCCCCCAUCCAUGACUCCACGACAUAGUCGGACCCGCAGUCAAAGUGUCAGAGUUAGCAACGGCACCGUGAGCACAAAUACAAGCGUUUCAAGUGGGAGGAUGUCGGAAGCUACAAACAUUACACAUCCGCCUGCGUAUUCCAAGAAGUUUGUUGUGGUUGGCGAUGGUGGAUGUGGAAAGACGUGCCUUUUGAUCAGUUAUUCCCAAGGUUAUUUCCCAGAGAAAUAUGUCCCUACUGUGUUCGAGAACUACAUCACACAAACCACCCACCGAGCUUCGGGCAAGACGGUUGAACUAGCCCUCUGGGAUACAGCGGGACAGGAAGAAUAUGACCGCCUGCGUCCACUGUCAUAUCCGGAGACGGACCUGUUAUUUGUUUGCUUUGCGAUAGAUUGCCCUGCAUCUUUGGAGAACGUCAUGGACAAGUGGUAUCCUGAAGUUCUGCACUUUUGUCCCACUACCCCGCUCAUUCUGGUUGGGUUGAAGUCAGAUUUGCGCUCGAAGAGAACGUGUAUCGAACUUCUAAAGACCCAGGGUCUAACGCCUGUGACGCCGGAACAAGGUGAGGCGGUGGCGCGCAGGAUGAAUGCCUCUUACAUUGAGUGUAGUAGCAAAGAAAUGCGCGGCGUCGACGGCGUCUUCUCCCUGGCAGUUGAUACCGUUGUCUCUGCCGAGGAACAAGACUGGAAUGACCGCCAGACGUCUUCUACUCCCGGAAGCAAACCUAAAGUUGGUGGUGGCGGCGGAGGAAAGAAGGUCAAAAAGCGUUCCUGCAAGAUUUUGUAG
Aspergillus luchuensis is the source of this 852-nucleotide messenger RNA. It is a transcript of the gene RHO4, whose product is annotated as Rho4-like protein. The record is from RefSeq and is a predicted model, not a curated record. NCBI's taxonomy places the organism in Eukaryota, Fungi, Ascomycota, Eurotiomycetes, Eurotiales, Aspergillaceae. The coding region runs from base 1 to 852 and encodes 283 amino acids. Gene Ontology annotation, molecular function: GTPase activity; GTP binding. Gene Ontology annotation, biological process: small GTPase-mediated signal transduction. The transcript is spliced from 3 exons.